AUGGAGGCAUGUCCAAUAUCGCUGGGCUGCGAUCCAACGCAUUCACACCUCGAGGGUUGUUUCCCUCUCCCAGCCUGUCGAAACAUCAAGGACCAGUUCAAACACGCCAACGUCUUGAUCCCCAAGCAGGCUUUUACCGGUGACCCCAACCAAGCCCAUUGGACCUCUGAUUUCCAUCACAUCGCCCGCUAUGCCAAGAUUGAUCAUCACAACCACAAACUGUUGCUUCAUACUCGCAGAGACCUGGUCCAGACACAGAGUGGUGGAGGAUUCGGUGCAACCGUGUCAUCGACUCGUUGGAACAAAUACGGAACUUUCACCGCAAAGUUGAGAUCAGGCGCCACAGGACCGGGCAUCGUCACCGCCUUCUUACUCUCCAACCCUGUCCUCGGCGAAGAGAUCUCGUUCGAAUUGACUGGUCGAGACCCGAAACGAGUUAUUACCAACUAUUACCGUCGUAUCCAACCUACCGAAACACUUGAGGAGUCUCAGCACCAUAUGGGGAGAGACAACGGGGUCCAUAGUCACGACCACCAUCACCAUCAUGUUUCGAAAUUGGAGUCUCAUGAGGAAAGUCAUGAACUGAAACGAGAUUCGACAAAACACGACCUAGUCUACAAGAUCGAAUGGACCGACAAGAUGAUCCGUUGGUCCGUUGACGGAAAGGUCCUCAGAACCGUCCUUGCCAAGGACGUCAACACCCCAGCUCUUGGUGGCCUGCCUGAGAAGCCCAUGCAGUUGCAAUUGACGGUUUGGGAUGCAGGGCACGCGAUCGAGACGCGAGAAUGGGCCGGCGGGAAGACCGACUACGGAGCUGAUAACCUGGACGAGUAUAUCACUACCGUCGAUUCCAUCGAGAUCAACUGUUUCGAUUCCAAGGAAGGCAACAAACCUUGGCCGGGCCCCGAUGCAAUGAAGAGACUGAAGAAGGCUCAAGCUUUGGAGACGGAGAUGGCCAAGAGGUACCGAAAGAUGAAUAAGGGCAAGAAGGGCGAUGAUGGCAAGUUUAAUGGAGGACAAGAGCAUCAUGGAUAUGGACACGAGGAGGGGUUUUUUGGGAGGAUGCGGGGGUAUAUGGAGAUGGCUGUCCUGUCGUUGAUCAAGUGGACGUUUGUGCUGUUGGCGUUGGUUUGUGGAGCGGCUUAUUUCACUGAACCCAAUACAACCAAGACCACCACGUCCAUCACGUCCACCACGCGUACUUCUUCCUCCAACCAGCAAAACCUCGGUUUCUAA
Molecule: messenger RNA, 1236 nt
Organism: Linnemannia hyalina
Lineage: Eukaryota; Fungi; Mortierellomycota; Mortierellomycetes; Mortierellales; Mortierellaceae
Source: the annotation of a GenBank genome assembly